Molecule: messenger RNA, 1261 nt
Organism: Xylaria bambusicola
Lineage: Eukaryota; Fungi; Ascomycota; Sordariomycetes; Xylariales; Xylariaceae
Exons: 4
Coding region: 582-992 (136 amino acids)
Source: RefSeq, a predicted model, not a curated record
AACUCGCUUGUAUGGCUUGAGUAGUUUGAAGUAAAAAAGACGAACAGUUUGGGAUUUCCAUCGAACAAUGUACAUUUCCUCUCUGCCUAAACUUGAGCAAGGCAGGGGUCCCUGGGCUACCGAGUACUUGCAGCCUCAAUCCUCCCGGCCGACUUACAUAAGAACACCGGGUAUCCCAAAACACCACUUCUAAGACAAUUUGAACGUUGUAGGCACAGAUAGACACUUAAUAAAUGAUAGGGUCUCGCAAGUCAAUAUUAAUUUCAUGUACCUACCUCUUCAAAUUAAUGAUACUCGAAAAAGCAGCGGCACAUGUUACCCAGAUUGUUGGAAAGCAAAGAGCACCAUGAAAGACGGCACUUAUGUCAUAUAUUUGCCAGCCCUUGUCACUAAGCAGCGCCUAUUGUUGUACUUUUCCUGUAUUCUUAGUUCGAGCUCAUGCUAUGCGUCACUGUCCUUUGUCGUCAGACACGAUGGCAUGUUUGUUCAUGUGAAAGACAUCCCAAGGAAUAAAGUCCAGAGACGCCCACUAAAUUAGAGUCUCCGAUGGAAAGGUAUGAUACACCUAGUUUCAAAUACCAAUGACCAUGAGGUUUAGAGAACAAGUAUUAACAUUCUUCGCAUUCGCUACCGUUGCUGCGGGUUGGAGGAAUACGGUAGCUUUCGAGUUCGCUAGGCCGGGAUGCGACGGGUCGAUUUCAAAAGCCUGGAUUGGCACAAAUCACCAGCAGAUUAAACUCAAAAAUACCACGCAGAGCGUGUACAUAACGACCGUCAACGACGGGAUUUGGCGCUGGUACGGGUUCCCGGCGAGCACGGAAGAUGGCACUUCGUGCUAUGGCGACCCGGUCGGACGCCUGCAUUGGCCGUGCUUCGACGUGAACGGUUACGUGUCCGAAGGCAAACCAAAAGUCGAAUGCAUCCGGCUCUGCAGCAUGUGGGCGGGCAAGGAACACAGCUACUCGUGCGCUGCGAUUGGGAUUACCGAGUAGGUGGCUACCAGCCUUCUAGUAAGGGCAUCGCACGUGAGGGAGACACGUAGAUACUACAAUAAGAACAGCUCAAUAGGAAGGAUUAGAAGAAGGGAGUGAUAUGCACUGAUAGACGAAGAUUUCAAUAUGGGACGAGCAUGGCCCUUGUCACUCUAAAUUGCGUGCGCUACAAAGGUAUAAUAAAUAUACAUUAUGGUAGAGAGGCAUGUCACACAGCCCAACCAUGGCCUUCAGCUUCAGAUCGUUAUCGUUAAAUGUUCAAAAUUGCC